Molecule: messenger RNA, 2349 nt
Organism: Dreissena polymorpha
Lineage: Eukaryota; Metazoa; Mollusca; Bivalvia; Myida; Dreissenidae
Exons: 17
Coding region: 41-2176 (711 amino acids)
Source: RefSeq, a predicted model, not a curated record
GGGUUUAUUUGCCUGCCCUACAGCCACAUGUGCAGCCACAAUGUUGCAUCACGUUCUUACCGGAGAAUUGACCUUCACCUCUUUGACCCCGCCCGACCUCAGUCAGUGCUCUAAAAGCGACCUAUUGGCGUACUUCGAGAACAGCUAUAGUCUGAACGAGAGUCUAUUUACUGCCCUAAAAGAUGAGAGCGUGUUCUACAAGUGUCCGGACCGUCUCCGCCUGCCGCUCAUCUUCUACUACGGCCACACUGCCGUCGUCUUCGUCAACAAACUGGCGCUGGCCGGCCUGCUUAAGGGGCGGAUCAAUUUUGAAUUUGAAAAGAUGUUCGAAACAGGAGUGGACGAAAUGUCAUGGGACGACACAGAGAACUACAGGAUGGGCGGCUCCUAUAAGUGGCCGCGUGUCGGGGAGGUCGUCGAGUACCGCCGGAAGGUGCGCGAGGUUAUCCGCGAUAUUAUACGUGACACGCCUCUCGACCUGCCUAUCAACAUGAAAAGCCCCUGGUGGGCUCUUUUGAUGGGGUUUGAGCAUGAAAGAAUCCACCUGGAAACUUCUUCCGUUCUAAUUCGUCAAUUACCGAUUGGGUUAGUCAACAGACCUGACGGCUGGAAUUAUGCGCCAAAGCAAACGGAAUGCUUACCACAGACAAACCAGAUGUUGAGUGUCAACGGACAGGAAGUGACGUUCGGAAAGCCCACAGAUUUUCCGUCAUAUGGUUGGGACAAUGAAUAUGGUCACGUGACUUGCUACGUGCCCGCGUUCGAGGCCUCAAAGUUCCUGGUGACUAAUGGCGACUUCCUGGACUUCAUACGGGCUGGCGGUUACAGCCGCCCGGAGCUCUGGACGGACGAGGGUUGGCACUGGAGGAGCUUCCGGGAGUCUAAACAUCCUAUGUUCUGGGUGUGCAACAGUGGCUGUAAGAGUGGCUGUGGGACGGAUCUGGCUGCAUACAGCCACUGUAGUCUUCCAGAGGGCGGCGUGGGCGAGACAGCGACAGACGCCAAUUACAACAUAACUUUUAAAUGUGACAUAACAUUAAUAUUGCUAAAGGAGAACCCACAAGCCGGAACCAAGACUGACCAUGUCUUCACAGCUGGUUCUAAGCCAUACAACUACAACAUGAAGUUCGGCUCAUCCACACCCGUGGAUUUGUUCCCGGCUAACGAGCUUGGGUUUCACGACGUGUUUGGCAACGUCUGGCAGUGGACCGAGGACCAUUUUAACGGUCUUUGCAAUGAUACGCACUGGCUAUACGAUGACUUUACCACACCAUGCUACGACGGCAGACACAACAUAAUUCUGGGCGGAUCGUGGAUCAGCACCGGCGACGAAGCCUCUAGAUUUGCGCGCUUCGCGUUCAGGCGUCACUUCCUGCAGCAUGCCGGCUUCCGGUUGGCGCGCACAGCGGAGACCGCGGGACAGAUUCAGUUGCCUACAAGAAUCGUGGACACGCCAGUGUACGUGCUCGGCGUCGGGGAAAAAUCGCUUUGUUUCCCACAAGACAAGCUACUGCGGACACUAGUACUGUCGACAAACAUUCACUACCAUUUUGAGUCGGCAAAUGCGUUAAAAGGGAUUAUCGAACUGGAAUUUGGAUAUCGAAAAUCAUUUCCGGUGCAGGUAGCUGACCUCUGUCGAGAUCUUGUAAAGAAUAACGGCAUCGCCCCAAGGUCCGGUCUGUGGAUUGGCGCGGGUUCGGGCCGGGGGCCUCUCAUAAUGAGCAAGUCAUUCAAUCAGGUACUUGCGUGUGACGUUGUUGCUCGCUUCUUGGAGACCGCCAUGUACAUCCAGAAAGGAAAUGACGUCACGGUGAUUGGUGCGGACGGCAAAGUGACGACAGCAGCCCUUGACAAGGGAAUGAAGCCUGACAAAGUUUUGUUUAAACAGUUCACGUGGUUGCCAAACGAAAUCGGAGUGGAGUUUGACCUUACAGUACUGACCUUCCUUGAAAGGACACAGCAACCAAAGGCCUGGCUGCUGCGCCUCGCGGAAGUGACGCAGAAAGGCGGCCUAGUAGUCGUGGCCUCUAAGAGCGGGCGCUGGAACGCCGAGACGCUAGGGAUGACGCUGAUCCAGAAAGGUUUAUCAUGCAUCGAAACCGCACAAGUUCCAUUUGAGGAGGGUUCCAAAACCGAGCUAGCCACCGUCACUGUCUGGAAACAUGGCCAGGAGUGAAGUGCACAAGCGAAGGGUGGACUGGAAUUCACGUUAUGCCGUAGAUAAAAGUUUACGUACGCUAUGUGUUAAAUUAUGUCAUUGUUUUUAUUCAAUAGAUAUCACAAAAUAGCAUAAUUUAUUGCAUGUUUACUUAUUGCGUGUGAAGGUUGUAUGUUUGCGAUAACGACGUU